Molecule: messenger RNA, 5761 nt
Organism: Lemur catta (Ring-tailed lemur)
Lineage: Eukaryota; Metazoa; Chordata; Mammalia; Primates; Lemuridae
Gene: RGS6
Product: regulator of G protein signaling 6
Exons: 17
Coding region: 338-1756 (472 amino acids)
Biological process (GO): regulation of G protein-coupled receptor signaling pathway; G protein-coupled receptor signaling pathway; intracellular signal transduction
Molecular function (GO): GTPase activator activity
Source: RefSeq, a predicted model, not a curated record
CCGGGAGCGCGCUGGAGACACCCCGAGCGCCCCGCGCCCCGGCACCAUGCGACCUGCCGCGCCUCCUCGCGGGCCCCGGGCUUCGCUCUCCGCUCGCUGAGCCCCUGCGCUCGCCACCACGGAAACUCGGAAAGAGGAGGGAGGCGAGACGCUGGAGAGCCCGGCGGAGACGGACUCGACUUCCCCUCCGCCCCAAGAGGCUGCGGGUCCCCGGCUCCCGGGGCUUCUCUAGCUUUAUCAUGAACCUGGCGCGAGCUUGGCUUUAGGAGAAAUUCAGAAGCCGGAGGGAGAGUCAAGGCAAUUCUUUGGUUGCUAAGUGUGAGUGAAGACGCCCAGGAUGGCUCAGGGACCCGGGGAUCAAAGAGCGGUGGGGAUUGCGGACCCAGAGGAGAGUUCUCCCAACAUGAUAGUCUACUGCAAAAUUGAAGACAUCAUUACAAAGAUGCAAGAUGACAAGACAGGGGGUGUGCCCAUCAGAACAGUCAAGAGCUUCCUCUCCAAAAUCCCCAGUGUCGUCACAGGUACUGACAUUGUGCAGUGGCUUAUGAAGAACCUUUCCAUCGAAGACCCAGUUGAAGCAAUACACUUGGGAAGCCUUAUAGCUGCCCAAGGCUACAUCUUUCCAAUCUCAGACCACGUUCUCACCAUGAAGGAUGACGGCACCUUCUAUCGUUUCCAGGCUCCUUAUUUCUGGCCUUCGAACUGCUGGGAACCUGAAAACACUGACUAUGCCAUCUAUCUCUGCAAGAGGACGAUGCAGAACAAAGCGAGGCUGGAGCUGGCAGACUAUGAAGCCGAAAACUUAGCACGACUCCAGAGGGCCUUUGCGAGGAAGUGGGAAUUCAUCUUCAUGCAAGCAGAAGCACAAGUAAAGAUUGAUCGCAAAAAAGACAAGACAGAAAGGAAAAUUUUAGAUAGUCAAGAACGGGCUUUUUGGGACGUCCACAGGCCAGUGCCAGGCUGUGUGAACACAACAGAAAUGGAUAUCAGAAAAUGUCGACGUUUGAAGAAUCCACAAAAGGUUAAAAAGUCGGUGUACGGUGUGACCGAAGAGUCCCAGUCGCAGAGCCCCGUGCACGUCCUCAGCCAGCCCAUCAGGAAAACUACAAAAGAGGACAUCCGGAAACAGAUUACGUUUUUGAAUGCACAGAUUGACAGACAUUGUUUGAAAAUGUCCAAAGUGGCUGAAAGCUUAAUCGCGUACACGGAACAAUAUGUGGAAUACGAUCCUUUGAUAACACCAGCUGAGCCAUCCAAUCCUUGGAUCAGCGACGAUGUCACUUUGUGGGACAUAGAAAUGAGCAAAGAGCCCAGCCAGCAGCGAGUAAAAAGAUGGGGCUUCUCUUUCGACGAGAUACUGAAGGACCAGGUGGGGCGGGACCAGUUCCUACGAUUCCUGGAGUCCGAGUUCAGUUCUGAAAACCUCAGGUUCUGGCUGGCUGUCCAAGAUCUCAAGAAACAACCCCUACAGGAUGUGGCCAAGAGGGUGGAAGAAAUCUGGCAAGAGUUUCUGGCUCCAGGCGCCCCAAGUGCAAUCAACCUGGACUCUCACAGCUACGAGAUAACCAGUCAAAAUGUCAAAGACGGAGGGAGAUACACAUUUGAAGAUGCCCAGGAGCACAUCUAUAAGCUGAUGAAAAGUGACAGCUAUGCCCGCUUCCUCCGGUCAAAUGCUUACCAGGACUUGCUGCUGGCCAAGAAGAAGGGAAAGUCGCUGGCGGGCAAGCGCCUCACCGGCCUGAUGCAGUCCUCCUGACCGGGCCCGCGGACCCCACGGCUGGGCGGCGGCGCUCCACAUCUGCGGACAGAGUUUCCUUGCGGGGAGAUUUGGUCACUGUGAAGGAGAAGGAGUGAGGGCGAUGAAGGGUGACAGUGGGGAGACUUUGGUGGGUGAACGGGGAGAGCAGAAAGAAAGAGCCCGGGGUCGGUGGUGGAGGCUCCGGUGUACAACCCUCUCUUCCUUGCACAGUUGUGGUCCAACACUCCACUCUCUAAGAGGCCCCUGAUGCUAACUCCUUCGGGGGAGAACACCGAGUGGGUUCCUGUCACGACUAUCACUUGAGAUUAUAUUAUCCUCACUCCUCCUGCUGUCUGGGGGGCGGGUCACACCUUCUGGCAAACUCAAGAGGGACAAGAGCGCAUCCAGUAUUCUGCAUCACCUCCCUGCUCCCUCUCUGGUGCAGCCGCCAUAGUUACAGCCGCCUUGUCCCAGCUGCCACCUGUCUGCCCACGUCUCUGCGGCCACCCUGAUAUCACUCUCACGUAAAAUGUGCACUUCACGUCCUCAGCGCUAGAGCAGCCUCAUGGUUUGCUUCCCCUCGAGUUCUCACCACCCGCUUUGAGAACAGUUUUCGGACAGGUCUCCGCUGGCGUGGUGGCUGCCCUCUCUCUGGUCCUGUCAAAUGUCUCAAGGGUCCAGCACUCGAGGAAGUGCUGCUGUAGAUGACGGAGCUUGUUCAACGGCUGUGGCGGUUCUGAUGACCACCCUUUAAAAAUGAUUACUUCAUAAUCCGUUCUGUUUUCACCCCCUUGCUCCUUGGUUUAUUCCCUCAUGUUUUACAAAAUAAACAUGGCCGUGAACUCAGGGGCCAUUGGGAGUGUCCCCUCCGGCAGCCCCAGGCAGGAGCUGGGAGGGUCCCCGGCCCAGGAGGUGGCUGGGUUGCAGCGCUGGCAGCCCCCACGUGGUGGCACCCUGACAGGCAGGCCAGGCCCUCGCAGGGUCAGGUCUCAGUUGGGGCUGAGGCUGGGGCAGAGCGUGCUACGGCGGGGCCAGGCCGGGGCCACACGGUUCUCUUCCCGGUCUCGAUCUGAGGGCCGAGAGAACGGAUCACCUAGGGGGAAACAAAACCUUCCAAAACCUGCAAAAGAUCCACUCCUAUUCCCUUUGUGCGUGUGUCAAAUUGACUAUUUGCCAACGUGCCUGUGAGGUCGUGUUGGUAAAGCACCGAGUAGGUGCUUGGCAAACGGUAGCUGAUGCUAUCACUAUUGUCAUUGUUGUCAUUGUGACGCCUGUGAGCCCGUGGACGGAGCCCGGAUUAAGUAACCUGUUUUCAAAUUCAGACACUCACUCCCCCACUUGCUAUGACUAUACCUUCCUUUGAUCUAUUUUUGAACAUAGGUAAAAAGUCUCCCUUGGGAGUGUAUAAACAGGAAACAGAGAAGCAAAAAAGCAAUCACUGGUAUUUCUUCACUCAUGUAGCCAAAUUUGCCAACUGGUGACCAAAGGCUCCUACGCUUGCUCAUCUGCAGUCCCAGCCGCCAGGGCACUCCCCAUGGCCCAUCUGUCCAGCCCCCACCUCCGAGUCCUGUCCACGUCUGUUUCCACACGGCCCCGUCCCCAGGGCACCAGUCUUCCAUCCUCACAGCAGAGCCACACGGGUAUUAGGGGUCUUCACGAUGCUGUAUCUUCUUGUGGGCUCUUGGCUACCAUGCCUCGGUUUCCCCCACUGGCAGGAGUACAGUGGAAACUAGAGAGGGGCCACAUGUUGUGGAGUCCUCAGGGGGUCUGCAAAGGUGGCAGUGUAGACCCAGAUUCUUGUCAGACACUCACACUUGCUCAGCACAGAGGCUGGCACUCCAUACACACUCAGUAACUCCGUGAUGAGCGAAUGAAUGAAAUGAAGCCCUGUUCUAAAUUGUAGGGUCUUUCGACUUCCCCUCUCCUCAUUCCACCCUUUUUUUUUAUCCCCUUUGUCUUUAUACAAACCUCCUGCGUCAGAACAAAAUUAGAGUCCAAAUUGAUCUGCCCCCAACAUUGCUCCCAAAACACUCUUCCCUGCCUAGGACCCCCAGGCUGUGCUGGUAUCCAGGCAUAGGGUGUGUGGACAGAGCAUUCCCAAGCAGCAGGCACCUCUGUGCCCUCAGUUAUCCAGGGCAAGGGUCCUGGCUGCCCCCUGCCCCUCCCUGCGGGCUGCAGGGGACGUGCUAAGUCAGGCUGUGAACAGGGCAGGGCUGGUGGCUUCCCUGGCCGUGACUUCUGUGCCCCCUUCUCCCUCUGACCCAGCCUCACCCUGGAGGUCCCCAGGGGCCUACCCAGAGCCAGGCAGACCGUAGUCCUGAGAUGGAGCAGGGUGAAUGUUUCCAAACACCUCUGGGGACAUCCAGAGGGCAGGGUCAGUAGGCGCAAUAGAGGUAAGAACCCUUCAGAUGGAUUCAGACCCAGAGCAAUAACCCCGUCAUACCUAUCCCCCAACUAGGGCCCGCCCAGUCCUGUGACCACCACCAUGUGCUCCCCAGCAGAUCAAGCAAGAGGCUUGCAGGAAAGGUAUGGAACAAGGCUGUUCCACCCAAGGUGGCCAGUCCAAGGUCAGUCUACCACGCAGACCUUGUCAUGCAAGUGCAUUUGGAAAAUCUGGGCUUGGCCAGUUCCCCAUUGGCCUGGUCUACACAGCCAAAGAGUCAGACUAGAUUAGACUGUUGAAGUCAGUUCUGCAGUCAAGCAGAUUCCCCUGGCCCACCCUGCCCUCUAGAAGCUGCCUUAGCUCCCUGAGUGGAGGUGGUCUCCGGCCCGGACUCUUCCCUAUGUGGGCUCACAGGGCAAACACCAUUUUGGCAGCCCCACAGCCAAAGCACAUAGGGCAGCGUCAGCAGGUGACCACCCACCCAUCAGGCCAGACACACAAGGCACCAGACGGUGGGCAUCUGACUGAAAUAAGUUUUCCCUACACGGGAAGAGUAAAACUUGUCAGCUGGCACCUAUAGAUGCCUGGCAGCAACCAGAUGGUCUGCCCCAAGCAGCAGAAACUCUCCGGGCCGGGGAGAAGGCUCCUGCCCUUCCAGAAAGGGAUUCAUCAGCUUUGCUCUCCUGGGAAGGUGUCACGGUACCCCAGGAACAGGAUCACCGCUGCUGAGCGGUCGGGUACCAGGCCAGGGCCCUGCGAGGGACCUCUUGCAACUCUUGAGUUGCUGCUUGGGCUAGCUGAACACAUGGGGAUGCGCCCCAGGGCCUUUUUCCCUGGCAGGAUUCCUGGGAUGUUCAAACUACCUCACCAACAGGAUGCUGAGCCAGGAGCCUGCCAUCCGACUGGCCCCCUUGCUGGUCGUGGAAGAUGAUGUUCUUCCUAAAAUGCAUCCCUCCCGGCCUGUUCCCGGAAGCCUUUCCAGAAGAUGGAGAGGACUGAGGGCUGUUGUUCUUUGAGCCUCACAGAGUGCAUUGGAGGGAGGUGUUCCAGCAAGGUCCAGGAGCUGGGAGGCCCUGGGCUGGGGUGGGGACAAUAAUGUGCCACCAGUCUCUAUAAGGAGCUGCCCACACUGAAUAUGUAGCAAGGACCGUGGCAUAAGUUGAAAAGUGGCCAAACGAAUCACUAAUAACUCACCAUGGGGCCCUCUGAAGAGAGGCCUGUGCUGGUGUAACCAUGGCAACAGCGGAUGCCAGCAACCUACUCAUUAGUACCACCCCGUGAUAAGGCUUCCCCUGGGCGAGGCCCAGGGGUCAUAAAGUAGCAAAGUAGCAAAUGUAGCAAUAAGGGUCCUGGGGCCAUCCAGGGACAGGGCCCGAAUGACCCGGCCUCGGCCAUCUCCCAGCCCCGAUGAGGGCUCAGAGCCAGCUGCUGUCAGCUGUCCAUGGGGGAGGCUCUGCUCCACGCCCAGGGCCCCGUUCUAGAUUCUAAGCCCACUCACCGCAUGAUCACGGACACGUCGAAAUGGCCUCUUCAUAGUGCAUGUGGUUCUCAUUAGUUUAUUUUUCUGGAAUUUGGGGAUUGGACCCCAGAACCAAACAUGCUGGUACACUCUAAAAAUAAAUGACUUGAACCCACUACAA